AAAAUCAUAUCUCUUUACCCGUCGUCCUCCUGCAGACGACACUCGCACAAACCAUGACACGCAGGGACAGGUCUUAUUCACCAGACAGCUCAAACAAGAGGGUAAGGCCAUCUCACCGUUCACCUCGGUCUCCUUCGCCGACCCGGCGGAAUACCCAAAGGACUAGCAGGAGAUAUGACGACGAAAGAGACAGAGACCGGGACCGCGUGAGGGACAGGGAACGGGACAGGGAACGGGAACGAGACAGAGACAGGGACAGGGAUAGAGACCGUCACAGAGACGACAGGUACCGCGACGACAGGCGGCGAGACGAUAGAAGGGAUGACCGACGCCGCUCACGCUCUCCGGACCGCAAGGACCGUGAUCGUCGACCAACUUCCCCUCAAGCAAAACCCACUGCGGAUGGAACCCCGACGUCUACACCCCAACCAGAAGAUGAAAAGCUGAAGGCUAAGCGCGCAAGACUCGAGGCCUGGAAGAAACAGUGGGAGGCUAAGAAGGCAUUGGACGAGGCUAAAGCUAAGGCGAUGGCACUGGCUGGAAAGUCGGCACCAGCUGCUCCAGCCCCUACGCCAUCCAAACCUGGGGGGACACUGAAUCGUGCGGCGUUAACAGGUUUGGGCCUCAAGGGCUUGCCGCUCAAGCCCGAGGUUCUUAAAGCUUCCAAGGUCACUGCAGCUGCAAUGGAUGACUCGGUGGAGACCAAGCAGCGUAAGCUGGAGACUCUCGGCGAUAUGCCUGCCGUCGAUAUGACCAUGGCUGACGGGGAGGCCAGCGUUGGUGAUCUCGAGGUUGACGAUGACGAUGAAGAGGCGAACAGAAUGGAUCAAGCUUUGAAGAAGAAAGCCGCAGAUGCCAUGGACGAGGACGAAGAGCUCGACCCCCUAGACGCAUACAUGAGUGGUGUCAAAGAGGAGGUCAAGAAAGUUAAUGCCGAGGACCUGAAAAGGAUAGAUGGCGGACUUGGUCCAACUCGCGUUCGCCUUGAUGAUCGCAUGGUGGAGGAAGGCGCAGAUGACGUCGAGGAGAAAGCCACAGCUGAGGACGAACUCGACGCUACUGACUUGAACCCGGAGGAGAUUCUUGCCCUUGCAGCCAAGAAGGCUAAGAAGAAAGAUGUCGCCGUCGUUGACCACUCUCGCAUUAACUACGAGCCUUUCCGCAAAGAUUUUUACGUCCCACCGCCAGAUGUCGCCACCAUGACGGACGAAGAAGCUGACCUUCUACGGCUUGAGCUAGACGGCAUCAAGAUACGUGGUAUUGAUUGUCCGAAACCCGUCACAAAGUGGAGCCAACUUGGCCUCCCUGCAAGCUGCUUGGAUGUUAUAAAACGACUGAAUUAUACGGCGCCAACUGCUAUUCAGGCGCAAGCCAUUCCCGCCAUCAUGUCUGGUCGAGAUGUUAUUGGUGUCGCAAAGACGGGCUCCGGAAAGACAAUCGCGUUUUUGCUACCACUCUUCCGACAUAUCAAAGAUCAGCGUCCGCUGGAGCAGAUGGAAGGCCCGCUCGCCAUCGUUAUGACACCAACUCGUGAGUUAGCUGUGCAAAUUCACCGUGAAUGCAAGCCCUUCCUAAAGGUGCUGAACUUACGGGCUGUGUGUGCGUACGGAGGCUCGCCCAUCAAAGAUCAGAUCGCGGAACUAAAGAAAGGAGCCGAGAUCAUCGUUUGCACACCCGGACGUGUGAUUGACCUCCUAACGGCAAACUCAGGACGCGUGACGAACCUAAAACGAGUCACCUACGUGGUGCUGGAUGAAGCCGACAGGAUGUUUGACAUGGGUUUUGAGCCGCAAGUCAUGAAGAUUGUCAACAAUAUCCGCCCUGAUCGCCAGACUGUUCUCUUCUCAGCUACAUUCCCAAAACAAAUGGAUUCCCUGGCGCGGAAGAUUCUCCAGAAACCUUUAGAAAUCACUGUUGGUGGCCGAUCUGUCGUAGCCCCCGAGAUUGAGCAAAUCGUUGAAGUCCGUCCCGAGGAGUCAAAAUUUAACCGUCUUUUGGAGAUUUUGGGUCAAAUGUAUAAUGAAGACCCGGAAUGCCGGACGUUAAUCUUUGUUGAUCGACAGGAAGCUGCUGAUAAUCUUCUUCGUGAUCUGAUGCGAAGAGGAUACCUGUGUAUGUCUCUUCACGGUGGGAAAGACCAAGUGGAUCGAGAUUCCACUAUUGCUGAUUUCAAGGCCGGUGUUGUCCCAAUCGUCAUUGCUACGUCGGUUGCCGCACGAGGACUGGACGUCAAGCAGCUAAAGCUGGUCAUCAAUUUCGAUGCUCCCAACCACAUGGAAGAUUAUGUUCAUCGUGCUGGUAGAACAGGGCGGGCUGGAAACAAGGGAACAUGCGUCACCUUCAUUACCUCGGAACAAGAGAGGUACUCUGUCGAUAUAUACCGUGCCUUGAAGGCGAGCAAUGCUACUAUACCUAGGGAACUCGAAGAGCUCGCCAAUGGUUUCCUGGAAAAAGUGAAGUCGGGGAAGGCACAGGUCGCUGGCUCCGGCUUCGGCGGUAAGGGCUUGGAUCGGCUGGACAAGGAGCGAGAAGCCAAAGAUCGCGCGGAGCGGAAGGCUUAUGGCGAAGGCGGAGAGGAGGAGAAGACAGAAGAACCACAGAAAACAGCUCCGGGCGAUGAUAUGACUUUCGGUAACUUCAAGGUGGAGAUCAGACGCGGACCUGCGCCUGAUUCUGCUAAAGGAAUUCUUGGAGUUGGAAGUGCUGCAAUCGCUGCUCGACGUGCUGCUCAUGCUAAGGAGGAGGAGAAGAUACAAGCCCAGAUUCGGACCGCGCAGGAAGCAGCAGCUCGCGCUGGCAAAGAUUCACCGGCCGAGAAGCAAGCACUUAGCGUUGUAGCGAAACUCAAUGCUCAAUUGAAGGCUAUGAGGCUGGUGCUACAGUCGCAAAUACAGCAUGAAGAGAGCGGCGGCAGGAAAGCCAAUCCCGACUCGACGGAUUUCCAUGCGAUCAUACCCAUUAAUGACUAUCCUCAGAAGGCUAGAUGGAAAGUCACGAACAAGGAGACGAUGGUCCAGCUUAUUGAUAUGACUGGCGCCUCAGUUACCAAUAAAGGUAUUUACUACGAAACUGGGAAGGAACCUCCUCCAGAGGGUCCACCGAAGCUUCACCUGCUCGUGGAAUCGAACGAAGAGUGGAGAGUCGAGCAAGCGGUCAGAGAGAUUAAGCGUCUCCUUAUUGAAGCCUCUGCUGCAGCACUGCAGGCGGAGAUGCGCAAUCCUAGUGCAGUAGUAGGACGAUACAGUGUUGUGUAGUUCAUUAUGUUUGCAUAAGUAGCAGACGACUAAUCUAUGGAUUCUAAUCGACCA
Molecule: messenger RNA, 3308 nt
Organism: Pisolithus orientalis
Lineage: Eukaryota; Fungi; Basidiomycota; Agaricomycetes; Boletales; Pisolithaceae
Product: P-loop containing nucleoside triphosphate hydrolase protein
Exons: 8
Coding region: 54-3254 (1066 amino acids)
Biological process (GO): mRNA splicing, via spliceosome
Cellular component (GO): nucleus
Molecular function (GO): RNA helicase activity; ATP binding; nucleic acid binding
Source: RefSeq, a predicted model, not a curated record